GUUGUGGGCGUUUCUCUGUUUACAUGUCUUCCCUCCCUCUCCCUGUUCACCUGACAGCUGACCGGCAGACAGUCUGAGCAUCACUCGGUGCGCCCAGGCAGGCAGGCAGACACACAGGCAGGCAGACACACAGGCAGGCAGGCAGACAGGCAGACGGGGACGCAUGAAACCCAGCAGUCCGCCUGGUACGGUGCUCUGUCCGGGGACGAAGGCUCUGUGCUCUGCGGCGGCGCGGCUCGCUCUGGAGGCUUUUCCCCUCCGCGUCUGACAAGCGACCAUGAGCGGAAGGGUUGGCGACCUCAGCCCCAAGCAGGCUGAGGUGCUGCAGCAGCAGUGCACUCCUUCUCCGGGCAAUCCCAGCAGCUCUCGGCUCACUGCUCAUUAAUGGGAUGGCUCUUCUCUCAGACUGAGUGGAAUCAUAAUGGAUCUGUCCUGUGACUCCAUGAGAUAUCCUGAGGAAAGACGACCAACAAGCAGCAAGUUUGUGGAGCUCCAUGUGCUGUAUGUGCCAGAUGACCAGUGGAAUAUAAAGCUCAAUAAAGUUCCUGCUGAAGCCACAGACAGCUUCAUAUCGGCUGGCUUUAUCAGAGUCUAUCCUGAUAUUACACUAAAAACUCUGAGAGGCGAGCUUGGCAUUCUUCUUGGGACAGAGAGGAGCUUGGACAAGUUCUCCUUCCUGAAAUGCGUGGGUCGCAGCUUGGCACUGGUCAAAAGCAAACAGGAGAACGAUCUGAAAGUGAAAACAUUUGCUCCGCCUUAUGCCGCCCAGCCGGAGCUCUACGUGCUGCCCAUGGCGGAGAGCGACAGCAGUGUUUGUUCCCAGUCUCUCAGCCCAGAGACCUGCAGCAGCUCCCCAGACCACCAGACCUAUUACCCUCCUAAGACAUGCAGCCUGCCAACAGGGACAAAGGAGCCUGUUAAAUUCCCCCUCAUCCCCCAGUGUUCCCAGCAGCCGCCACUUACCCCCAGCCUGGACGAGGAAGAGGAGGAGGAGGAGGAGGGGGAGGAAGAUGAGGAGGACAGCUACAGCUCCACAGAGGCAGAGGGAGAGAAUGAAGAGGAGGCCCUGUCCCCCCACAAGCCUGACUGGAUAGAGGAGCAGCCUUGCCCAUGGAGGCCCCGGAAUCAGAGGGUACCACAGCCUCUUUCACAGACUAAAGCUGCUGCACAUGUAGAACUGUGUGAAGUUGGUUCAGCUCAGGUGAAGAAGUUUCCAGUGAAAGGCGAAACUGGUGGUAAGAAGAAACAGUGCCUCAGGCAAAGAAGAGCAGCCAGAGAUUCAGGAGUAGCAGAGUCAGUGGAGGACAGUGACUCCCUCACUCAGGACAGGCUCAGGAAAGCCAAAGAUACACAGGCACUGACGUCCAUCGGGAAUAAACCCCAAACUAAGGUAACGGAGCCUCCGGUCGUCUCAUCUCUGCCUGUUCAGUACACGUCUUCACCCCCUGCCUCUGACUUGGCCCUGGCCACCCAUAAAACUGCUGCCUCUCCAGCCUUUCAGACAAAUAGAGAUGAAUUAAUAGAGGAAAUCAAGCUGGUGAGGGAGGAGAGAAAGCAGCUUGAAUGGACACGGCAGGAGUUGCUGAGAAAGGGGAAAGACUUGUUGGCCCAAAACAGGCACCGCAGGAACCAAGCACGUGACAGUUGGAAAAAGAAAUACUUUGAGACCAAGAAGGCCACAGCACCACUGGAGGACACCCUGAGGAACCUGCGGCAGGAGCUGGAGACAUUUUACAAUAAACUCUUACACCAGCUGCAGGCCAGGGAUAGCAGAGGCAAGCCAAGACGGCAAGGGAGAUCUUCCACUAAGAAUGAGCUCAUCAUUCAGAUCAUGACAGAGAGUCAUGAGAUUGACAAUCUGAAGAGGAAAGUGGAAGAUGCCAAGAUGAAACUUGUCACAGAGAUAAAGCUGAGGAAACAGGCUGCCACCGAGCUGAGGGCCUUGAAGGCUGAGCUGGCCCAGAAGAGAAGCCAAUUAUCUCACCCUGGACCCAAGGCCCCGCUGGGCUUCAGAAACACCACACAGGACAGAUCACAAGGUCAACGUACCGGCAUCUAAUUCAGUUCAAGCUUUCCUUUCUUGAGACAAACACAUUUGAUGUCAUGCCAAAUGUCUCAGGUAUUCAAAAGUGACUGAAAUAUCCAUAAACCCGAGGCCAUUGUUUAGCCUAAGUGGAUAUGGGUGUAUUUCAUGCAGCAGCCAGUUCUGUUUUAAUGUUUUGUACCUGACUUUGUAAUUUUUUCCACAUUUUGUAGUUCUUCAUUUCAAGUGCUGUUUGAUCUUAUCUGAUCUGUAAGCACUGUUGACACUUCUGGCUGAUGUUUUGUGUGUGUUAAUGAUAAAUACCAUGCAUGUUAUGUUUAUU
Myripristis murdjan (pinecone soldierfish) is the source of this 2366-nucleotide messenger RNA. It is a transcript of the gene spata1, whose product is annotated as spermatogenesis associated 1. The coding region runs from base 422 to 2059 and encodes 545 amino acids. Lineage: Eukaryota; Metazoa; Chordata; Actinopteri; Holocentriformes; Holocentridae. The transcript has 13 exons. The record is from RefSeq and is a predicted model, not a curated record.